GUCACUGCGAAGUGCCUGUAAAAUGCUUUAUGCAGGAAUCCUACGGCUGACUUUUGGAGGUGAGGGCAAGGCAACCUUUCCAGGUAUCAAAUUUUUACCGAGUUGCAGAGUGCAACAUUCCCCUCUGGAUCAUGUGACUCCUUUCUCCGAAACAGGUCAGUGGGACCUGCGGUUUCUGCAACGCUGCCCUCGACUUCAAACAGAAACCACACCCCUUUCUUCGGAAUAUACCUUAUCCACACAAAUGGGGAAUAUAACAUCUCAUAUUCAAUACGUGCACACAUAUGCGCACGCGGCCGUACUGCAUCGCACACUGCGGGAAGCUUAGGGAUUAGCUUGACUGCAUGACUGUAGGAGGAAGCCUGAUGCUGGCAGAGGAGCAAGUGCAUAAACUCUAUGCCUGAAUAUUUUAUAUGCAUGCAAAUACCACAUACAAAAGUGAUUAAGCAGAGGUAUCUGACAUUAUCUAUAUACAACCAGUUCUAAAAUUUGCUAAAGAAAUAUUUUUACAGUUUUAUAAACCAAUAUAGUGCAGGAGAACGUAUUACAAGAAUGCUAUGUGCACUAUGCUAAAUCCUAAAAUAGCGUGACGGGGGCGAUCUGGGUUUGGAAGCCAGAUACAGAUCACUGCUCACCGAGUCGUAACCCCAACUUUAGCUGCAGAUGCACAGACGAGCCGAGCUCGGGGAAGACAUGGCAAACCGUCCAUACUGGUGCAGUCAUGUAGGUUCAGCAGUUCAGUACAAGAUGGAUCACACUGAAUGUAUUCACUGGGAGGAUCAACACAGCUAUGAGCUUAACAAACUCAGUUUACGACCUACACAUUAUUACAAUUAUAUAUGUUUUUUUUUAACUAGUCAUGUGUCACAAGGUGUCAUAUUACACUUCUGAAUAAAUCUUGCUGCGAUGCAUGUGGACUGGGACUGGCAAGCCAAGAUCUGGGACGAUAUCCUUCAAUCGCAGCCAUCCGCUCCUUUAAUUAAUCCCGACAGUUGAUUCUAACGUUUAUGGCCUCUGAGAGAUUUAAGAAGCCCUUAACGUGUAGCCCUGUUUACCAUUUUUGAGACGCAUGAUCUGUGAUGAAAUCCGAGCCUUAGGGGAAUGGUGGGAGCAAGUGUCAGAGAAAGGCGAUCGACGGAGGGAGGUGGACGCGAUCCGAAUACUUUCCACCGUCAUUCACUUGCGGAGGCUUGCGGCACACGGCGGCCGGGCAAUGGCAGGAUAGGUUGCGGAAGAGAAAACGGCCUGUAAGAGUUCAGCAAAAAAGGAGCUGCAGGGUGGAGCGCAACAGCGAAUAGCAAGACGUACGUAUACAUAUGCAGAAAUGUCAGAGAAGGUCCUCGAUCCAGAUGCGACCAAUCAGAAGCCUUCAGCCAACAAGAACAUCAAGAAAGUGCGGGUUCUGAGCACAGUAUGCAGCCUGGCAAAAAGCUGGCAGCAGUGGGUGACAGACAAUGAGGAGAAGCAAGCCAGCGAGCCCUCGGGCUGGAGUCCCUCCUCGGGCAAGCAGGAUGAAUGGAAGCAGAACUCAAGGAGAGACUCCUCCAAAAAGCAGACUCGUCCAACCUCGGCUCCCCCCAGCACAGCAGGAUAUACCUUGGUGUCCCUACAGCCCCUGGAGGAGGUCAACAGCAACAUCCCAGCAGCCUCCAAGAUCAAGACCAAGCAGGUGGCAAAGUCGGUGACGAGCAGCGUGCAGGAGAAAGGUGCGGGCAUCGGGCUGCUCGCCGAGCGUUACGGCAAAGAGGCCACGGAGGACGUCGACAGGAUGCUAAAGGCCAGGGGCUCGCCCACACGCCGACGGAAAUGUGCCAACGUAGUGUCGGUGCUCACCAAAGGAUGGAAGCAGGUGGAGAAGGAGCGACGGCAGAAGGAGGCCAACAGCCUAGAGGGUGAUGGGGCCUGCAGCAUGGACACGAAGGACAGUAGCUUCUCAGAGGUGGACAAGAGAAGUCUGGAAGGUGGCAUCACGCCCGGCAAACCCAUACAGGCAGGCAGCACCCAAGACUCCCCAAUAAGCAAAGACAAAAUGGAGGCAAUAGACACGCCUGAAUCGUGGGUUAGGAUAAAAAGGCCUUCAUCUACAGUGGUAAACAGAGAUGUGGACGAGACUAAAAGACUGAGUUCGGUGUCGAAGAAGUACAGUCCCGUCGGGAACCUGGCGAACAAGUGGCAGAACUGGGCCUCGCAGCACGAGAUCAACCAAAAGCUGAACCCGUUCAGCGACGAGUUUGACUACGAGCUGUCUAUGUCCACACGCCUGCACAAGGGCCAGGAGGGCUACGGGAGGCCCAAGGAGGGCAGCAAGACAGCGGAGAGGGCCAAGCGAGCCGAGGCCCACAUCCACCGCGAGAUCGACGACAUGUGCUUCAUCAUCCGCACCAUGACCGAGCCGGGUGCCGACGGCCGGAUCCGAGUCACGUUCGGCGAGCUGUUUGACAGAUACGUACGCAUCUCAGACAAGGUGGUGGGCAUCCUGAUGAGGGCCAGGAAACACGGCAAGGUGGCCUUCCAGGGCGAGAUGCUGUGGCAAGGCCAGGACGACCACGUCGUUAUCACACUCCUUGUUUGAUGGCAAAAAAGCUUCGAACCAAAACAUACCUGGAUGAAGCAAGACAGCAGCUGUCUCUUCCUGCAGCACAUAUUUUAUUAAGACUGAUGUUUUGGCAGGUGCCAUGGAGCUAACAGAACACAGCUAAGAAACUUCUGUGUGAUGAAUAUGACUAUUUUUCCAGAUUUAAAAUUAAACUACAUAGACAGGUAGAAACGUCAGAUGUAGUCACUCUGGAUAAAGGAUGCACUACAGAGGCUCAAGAAAUAUAUUAUUUAUUCAGUUAUAGCUUUUAUCUCAACGUUUUGGGAAACAAACAGUUCAAAGUUGUGUUUAAAGUUGAUUUUUUUUUUUCCUCAUUAUGUUUUGAAUUUAUAUUCCUGGUUUUAUAACAUCAUAAACUUUUCAUUGUGAAAAAUGGGACACUGGAGUUUGUAAAGCAUUUUGUUUUGGUAUAAUAAAACAUUAGGUACUGAGACGGGUGAUGGUGUGAUUUGGCAACGUAGCUGGGAGGCAAGAUCUCAGUCACGAGGGAAAUGACAGAUUAAAAUACCUGCAGCUCUGCUGUUUGAUCUGAACCUAUAGGGGCUGCUGCAACUUGCUGUUUGAAUCCAGUUAAAAAACUGUCAGGCUUGUCACGUAAACCACGUGCAAAAGCAACUAAUCACACAUUGCAUUUCCACUUCCGGGAAUUAGCUGUAAAAAAUGAGAAAUUCUGCUUAAGAAAAUGCAUAUUAUUAUUAGAACUACCGUAUUUUACAUAGAAUUCGCUAGGAUAUUUAAAUAUCGCUACGUGUGGCUGGAGUUUGAUCUCUCGAUCUCGUGCAAUAAGUGACAUGCCGUUUGCCUGUUUAGUGUCUCUAAAUUGCCGAGACAAGACACAAGUGCCUUAUAAUAUUUAGC
Molecule: messenger RNA, 3454 nt
Organism: Brienomyrus brachyistius
Lineage: Eukaryota; Metazoa; Chordata; Actinopteri; Osteoglossiformes; Mormyridae
Gene: abrab
Product: actin binding Rho activating protein b
Exons: 2
Coding region: 1325-2572 (415 amino acids)
Biological process (GO): positive regulation of Rho protein signal transduction; positive regulation of transcription by RNA polymerase II
Cellular component (GO): sarcomere
Molecular function (GO): actin binding
Source: RefSeq, a predicted model, not a curated record